AUGACUACUGAUCAUAUUUGUCCAUGUGAACUUAUAUUAAAAAUUGGUUGUAAUGAAUAUGAUGAAAUUUCAACAGCUAUAGCCAGUCUUCUACGUUCAUGUUCAAUAACUAAUCAACAAUUUGUUUCUGUUGAACGUCAAAUUCAGCCAACAACAUAUUUUGGUUCGUUUACAACACAUUCAUUAACAUCGAAAAUUCCAAUUCAAUGUCAAUCAUUAAGUUGUGUUAUUUUUUUAACUGAUGAAAUUCUUAAAAAAACUGAAAAAAAAGAUUUUUUUAAAUCUACACAUAUAUGGAAUUUUCAUCAUAAAAUUGAAUUAUUAGAUGAAUAUAAACAAAUCAUAGCAAGACAAGAUUAUUAUGAAUUAUCUCAUUUAUUACCAUUAUGGUCCAUAUCACAUAUUCCAUAUAAUCGACAUAUAAUUAUACGUUUUAAUAUAUUUACAAAAAAUUUUGAUUUAAUGUUAAAAUUUUAUAAACAUUUAUUUCAACGUAAACCUGAUUCAAGUAAAACUGGUUUUGUACUUUUUAAUUUAUCAUCAUCAUCAACUAAUAAUAAAUUACUUUAUCAAUUUUCUAUUAAAUAUUCUCCAUCAAUUCAAUCAUAUGCAAUAUCUCAAGGAGCUUAUUUAAAAUUUAGAUUAAAUAAUUUAAAUUAUUUUAUUCACGAAUAUACAAGUAAAUUAUUUUCAAUAAAUAAAUAUGAAUAUUAUAUUUAUGAUCCAGAUGGAAAUCUUCUUCAUUUAUAUUUACAUAAUAUAUCAUCAAAUGGAAAAGAAUGCAUAUCGUUAAAACCAUCCAUUCAUACAAAUGAUAGUGGUUUUGGUGAUAGUAGUGAUCCAUCAAUGCAAUUAUUUAAUUUAAAUAUAUCACAAAUUUAUCCAAUAAAUAAUGAUAUUGAUGGUCAAAGUUAUUCAUCAAAUGACUCUGCUCAAUGUAGUUCAUUAUCAUCAAAUGAAUUAAAUACAAUAAAAUCGACAAUUCAUCAUAAUCAUGUUACUUCAAAGAACAAUAUAUCAGUUCGAUCAGCAAAAAAAAGUGAAAUUGAUUAUCGAUUAAAACAGCAACAAAGAACAGGUUAG
Molecule: messenger RNA, 1083 nt
Organism: Rotaria sp. Silwood2
Lineage: Eukaryota; Metazoa; Rotifera; Eurotatoria; Philodinida; Philodinidae
Source: the annotation of a GenBank genome assembly